UCCUUUAGUAUGACGCAUGCGUGCAAUUAAGGCGAGGCUCGGGACGUGGCGACAUACGCAAAGCCGAAUCGGUUUUUUUCACUGUGGCAUUUUUCAGACAGAUUUUUCUACACCAUUUGUGGCUCCCUAAUACACCUUUUACUGCUUUAGACCCACCUACAGGGAGAUACAAUGAGUUCCACGGGAGAGUUUGGCAAUCCUCUACGUAAAUUCAAGCUUGUUUUCUUAGGAGAGCAAAGCGUUGGCAAGACUUCACUCAUAACUAGGUUCAUGUACGAUAGCUUUGAUAACACAUAUCAGGCCACAAUUGGAAUAGAUUUCCUAUCCAAAACGAUGUACCUAGAGGACAGAACUAUAAGACUUCAAUUAUGGGAUACAGCAGGUCAAGAAAGAUUCAGAAGUUUAAUUCCUAGCUAUAUUAGAGACUCUUCAGUUGCUGUGGUUGUAUAUGAUAUAACAAAUGCUAAUUCUUUUCAACAAACUUCCAAAUGGAUUGACGAUGUACGAACAGAACGAGGUAGUGAUGUAAUAAUUAUGCUUGUAGGAAACAAAACAGAUCUUUCAGAAAAGAGGCAAGUCACAACAGAAGAAGGUGAACGGAAAGCAAAAGAUUUAAGUGUGAUGUUUAUUGAAACUAGUGCAAAAGCAGGAUAUAAUGUCAAACAGCUGUUCCGUCGAGUGGCUGCUGCAUUACCUGGAAUGGAGCAGGAAACCAAGAAACCAGGAGAAAUGACAGAGGUAAAGUUGAAGGAGACGCCAGCCGAGCCUCAAACGCAAGAAGGCAGCUGUAGUUGUUGAUGUAAUAAUACAAAUAAUUCAUCCCUUGUUGAGUAUCAAAAAGAAAAAAAAAGAAAAGAAAAAAACAAAACAAACAAAAAAUGAGAGAAAGAAAAAAACAUUUUAUUAUUACGGAAUAAUGCAAAUGGGGAAAUAUGUAUAGAAAAAAAAAUAAUAAUAAAAAUUUCAAAAAAAAAAAAGAGAAAUAAAAUAAAAUAAA
Molecule: messenger RNA, 997 nt
Organism: Octopus sinensis (East Asian common octopus)
Lineage: Eukaryota; Metazoa; Mollusca; Cephalopoda; Octopoda; Octopodidae
Product: ras-related protein Rab6
Exons: 8
Coding region: 172-798 (208 amino acids)
Molecular function (GO): GTP binding; GTPase activity
Source: RefSeq, a predicted model, not a curated record